Pelobates cultripes (western spadefoot toad) is the source of this 456-nucleotide messenger RNA. Lineage: Eukaryota; Metazoa; Chordata; Amphibia; Anura; Pelobatidae. The record is from the annotation of a GenBank genome assembly.
AUGUUUCAGCAUAUUAAUAUUACCCAGAGCAAUCAUGUGCUUGUCAAUAAACACAGGCAGGCUCGGAUCUGUGAUAAAUCCUCUGCAAUCAUACAAUAUGCCGUGUUCUCCCUAUACAGGCGUGUCCUGUACACACAACACAGACAGGCUCGGAUCUGUGAUAAAUCCUCUGCAAUCAUACAAUAUGCCGUGUUCUCCCUAUACAGGCGUGUCCUGUACACACAACACAGACAGGCUCGGAUCUGUGAUAAAUCCUCUGCAAUCAUACAAUAUGCCGUGUUCUCCCUAUACAAGCGUGUUCUGUACACACAACACAGACAGGCUCGGAUCUGUGAUAAAUCCUCUGCAAUCAUACAAUAUGCCGUGUUCUCCCUAUACAGGCGCGUUCUGUACACACAACACAGGCAGGCUCGGAUCUGUGAUAAAUCCUAUACAGGGCCUAUAAUUUCCAGCUAA